CGCCAACUGAGCGAGCAAGCUUGACUGCUUUUUUCCGGGCCCAAGCGUCUGGAUUUCUGCGAAUAUACGCUAAUGGCCUGCAUCUGGUUUAUGCACUGAGCUGAAGAUGUGUGCUUACUGCCGCGCCGUCCAUUCACUUGGUGAACAGCGCAUUGAACUGCAGGUCCACGUGUAGUGGACGGUUUUGUGGAACAUGGGUAAGAAUCGGACGGCAAUUGCUUGGUUUCUGAGCGGACGGGGUUUCGGCGCACUCUCCAGUGAUGGCGGGGACCUGCAGAAGUAUGAUUGGACAGAUGCCCAUGGGGAAGUCAGGGGUAUUAUGGGGUUGGCGAAUCAGCGGUGCGUUUGGCGGUCACUGGUGUGGGCUGGAUCUUGGAUCGCUGUGGAGUUUCGGACCGUCAACCGAGGAGGAUUCGUGCUGCGAGCCUGCGACUGCAAGAUGUUGAGGGCCCCUGUCCUCGCCAAGCCAUGCCAGAUGCUUGCCAGCCAGCAACAAGUGUGUCAUUCCCUUGUGUUGCGAAGUGCUGCUAGCAGUUCACAGUGGCCAGCUGAUCGAUUCGAUUGCAAUAGCAGAUGCUGUUAACGAUACUUACACUCGCGCAUUGAGCAGUGACGGAAAUCUCGGUUGUGAUGGUGGAUGUGGCGCCGUUGGGAGGCUGGUCUUGCGUGACCGGUCGGGCGUGUCGGUCAACGGCACUUGCGGAAGAGGGUCCCGCGCCGAGGGUCCGCCGGUACC
Messenger RNA from Canariomyces notabilis, 736 nucleotides. RefSeq lists its product as uncharacterized. Lineage: Eukaryota; Fungi; Ascomycota; Sordariomycetes; Sordariales; Chaetomiaceae. The record is from RefSeq and is a predicted model, not a curated record. The coding region runs from base 194 to 583 and encodes 129 amino acids. The transcript has a single exon.